UAGAGCCAAGUAGGUCCUUGUGACAUUUACUACAGUGGCCAUAUAAAGGAGCGUAAGUUUGGUGUGGGAUUCGUGGUGGGAGAGAGACUCCGUCGCCGAGUACUAUCAUUCACUGCGGUGAAUGAACGUCUAGCCACAAUCUGCAUCAAAGCGAGGUUCUUCAACAUCGCUGAUUUGCACCCCCGCUCCGAUGGAAGAGAAGGACGAUGUGACCAAAGAUGCCUUUUAUGAGUGCUUGGAGCGCACUUAUGAGAGAUGCCCCCGCCACGAUGUCAAAAUCGUGCUUGGCGACUUUAACGCCAGGGUGGGUAGGUAUCUUUGGCACUACGGUCGGUAAAUUGUCCUUAUUGCUACUAGGGCUGGUCCUUGGAUUUUAUUUCUUACAUACCUCUCAAAUAUGAAUCGUUGCAUUGGUAUGUUGUUUGUUGAAAAGGGGGAGAAUUAGUUCUACCUCCCUUAUAAAGGACGAUAAAUCGUAGUCUUUGCCCGUAUACUCCCUUAUUCUCGACGCUUCUUUUAUUAACUCUGAACCCGAGGCAUUCAGGUUUGAUUCGGUUGCCAUGGUUCUUCUUUUUUUUCACUUGGUUCACUUAAAACUGAUUAAUACCGACGUAAUCUUUAUUAUUAAUCUUUAAAUUAAUACCGAUGUAAUAUUUAUUUUAUUAUUAAUCUUUAGAUUAAAUCUUAAAUUUUCGAAUGUAGACACAACGUUAGUUGAACUCAUUCAUAUGUUUGUGAAAUCAAUUAAGUCAACGAAAUCGAUCGUUGCACCAAAGUUAUUAAAAUAAACAAAAACGAAAGUAUCGAAUUACUAUUGCAGUGAUCAAUAAAUUUUGGUUGUUGUAUACAAAACAAAAUUAAUUAGGUUACAAUGUUGCUAUGCAAGCAAACAAUUGAAUUUGUAAGUUCGGAAAUCAAUAAAUUUGAUCGGUCUGCAUUUUCAUUGUGUAAACAAUUGAAACUGAUUGUUUUUCAUUUGCUCCAAUUUAUUGGAAGCGAGUUGAACGACUCAUUGGAAUGGUUAACAAAUUAGAUAAACAGGCAGCAUCAGAGGAUGUGUUAAAAAAAGCCCAAUCCCUACAACUGGCGUCAGCACAAAAAACAUGGACCUAUGCAAGGGACAGUUUGUUUGGGCUUUGGAAGAGCCGGACAAUGAGUAAAAGGGAUAACGCCCGAAAUACUGGAUCCAGAGGUGGGAAGGACAAGGUAAUGGAUGAAGCUGACUUGGCCAUCCUCGAUAUUCUGGAAUCAGACUCAGCUGUGGUAGAGGGUUUGAAUUUGCCAGAAACUUAUGGCAACUCAGAAAAUCUACCGUCAGCUGAGAAUGAUUCCAGAAUAUCUAUUUCAGAAGAAACAAUUGCCAAUUCACCUCUAACCAAAGAAAGAGGAAGCGCUCUACCAAGUUUCCAAGUGAAACUUUGGAUAGAGAGAAAAAAUGCCGGAUGGAGCUCCUUGAGGUUGAGGUUUACUACCGGAAACUUCAAUGCCUAAAACUGGAGAGGGAGGUCCUACUUCCACCCUCUGCUAUCACACUGGGAAUUGCAAAGGCAGAAACAGAAAGUAUAUCGCGUCUAUUAUUUGAGGAGGUUUGAUUACCAAAGACCAAGUUUUCAUUUGUGUGUAUUUGAUUUCUAAACAUUUUAUUUUGAAAUAAUUUGUGAUAAAAACAAAAAGCUCUGAAAUUAAUAAAUGAUGUAAAUAAAUACAAAAAUAUUUCCUUUA
Messenger RNA from Bactrocera dorsalis (oriental fruit fly), 1722 nucleotides. RefSeq lists its product as uncharacterized. Lineage: Eukaryota; Metazoa; Arthropoda; Insecta; Diptera; Tephritidae. The transcript is spliced from 3 exons. Bases 1018 to 1491 code for a protein of 157 amino acids. The record is from RefSeq and is a predicted model, not a curated record.